Messenger RNA from Papilio polytes (common Mormon), 1857 nucleotides. Its product is annotated as MYCBP-associated protein-like. Bases 99 to 1787 code for a protein of 562 amino acids. The record is from RefSeq and is a predicted model, not a curated record. Lineage: Eukaryota; Metazoa; Arthropoda; Insecta; Lepidoptera; Papilionidae. The transcript is spliced from 2 exons.
AUUUUACAAAAAUGGAUUUAUCGCCACGGUACGAAUUUAUUUAAAUAACAUAUAUUUAACAAAAUAUACAUAAUAUUGAUACAUAUAGCUAUAUAAUAAUGGAUGAAUUUGCAAAGAAAUAUAUUCAACCCGAUCGAGAUUUACUCAACUGGGAAAAAUGGGUAAAGGUGAGAGAAGACGAAACAAUAGCCAUUGGCCAAAGAAUACAGAGGCAACCUAUAGAUAUGGUUAUGAAUUUACAUGAAAAAUCACGCGAAAAUAAAGAAAUUAAAUCAAUAUUGCAAGACGCUCAAGUAAAAGAGCCAGCAACAUUUAGAGGCGAACCCUGGACUCUACCAACAAGACUCAAACAAAGAUGUUACUGCGAACCUGUGUAUGAAGUUUAUCAAAAGCCUGAAGAGAUCGGACAGCCCCGUAUCAUCGAACAUAUCGGAGUACCACAAUACAUUUUAGAACAUGAAAAAAAUGUUCAUGGCGUUUCAGAACGCAACAAAUGUGUGCGAUUAAACAAUGAAUACCAGAAGUAUAAGAAAAAACGAGAAGAACAGUUUAAAGAAAAAAUAAAAAUAAUAGAUCCGCAUAGGUCCGACAUUAGUGAAUUAUUUGUGAAAGGCAAUAGACCCAAACCACCAUCAAAACCUUUGCCAUCCCUGCCAGAUAUAAAAAUAACGACAGUAGAGGAGUCCGAAGAAACUUUUAAAGUGUAUAGUGUGAGAAUUAAUAAUACGGUAUUCAUUAAAGAAACUGCCGAACGACAUCUGACGUCAAAGCUGCUCAAGUUACAAAACGAAAAGUGGCAUGAACCUUGCUCGUCGUGGUCGUAUUAUUUUAACGUGCCUAAAUGUCGAGUGGGUAGAGCUAAACUAUUUUUGCAAAAUUUAGGAACGGUUACGUUAAGGUAUUGCUGGAAAAAAAUAAGACAACAGACUCCUUUCAUUGAGGAAGAACUUAUGAGUCAAGUAUUUUUCUUUAACAAAAAUGAAAAUAUUUUACCCCCUGGUCAAACUAGAGAAGUGUAUUUCACGUUUGUUUCUUGCGAUAUCGGUAUCUACAGAGAAUUGUGGGAGCUAAGUUUUUGCAAUGUAUCAUUUUUUGCAGAUCUGUCCCAAAGACUUGUGAUUAAUUUGCAAGCAGAUACUAUAGAGAACACGGAGAAAAUUCGUCGGAGAGUAGACAUUCUGAAGGUAAGACUCAACAGAAAAGCUAUUCGAAAACUCAUCAGAGGUCUCUUAUACAAUGUUGUUAUUAAAGUAACAAGCGUGGAACCACAAAUAUACCCCUAUCAAAAAUACCUCUUGGAAUCUGAUAUAUUCCUUAUGAAGAAUCCGGUAUGUUAUUACAAUCAAAGCGAAGUGAUGAAAUUAAAGGAAAUUUAUUCGGAAAUGCAGCCAGGUAAAGUUUGGGACUUGUCAAUUGCCACAUGGAGAAAGGCGAUGAUGAAAAAAGAUUUCAUUGAACGAAUGCAAUACUUUGGAAAAUUAAAACAAUCGCAAAACAUAUUACUGACACCUUGGCUAGAGGAUGAAAAUCGUAACCCAAAACACGUUGCAGUAAAACUUAUUCUGUCGAAGUUAGCUGACAAAUUUGACAAGGUAUACGAUGCUCUGAAUCACAAUAAGGUCAGCAAUGAUACAGAAGUCAAGAAAAUGCCUGAGGAUAAAUUGUUGCAACAUAUGAUAUUCUACAUUCGCAUGCGAGAUCACAUUGGAAUAGCUAUAGAACAUUGUGCUGGUGUGGUGAGGAGCUUGGAUUUAGAGCGAUGGAUUCAUUUUGAUUUUUGUCAGUAGUUAUUUUUAGCUUUGUUACUUAUGUACAUUAGUUUCGAUAAUUGUAACAUUAAUAAAAAUGUUUAAUUUA